CAUGGAAGUCGGUGCAGGGAAUGGUGAUACUGGUCUGAGUGACACAGUAAAAAUUCCUGAAAGAUUGCUCCGAAGAGAUCAGGCGAGGCUGGAGGAGGCUGAACGCCGGAAAGAUGCUAAAGAAAGUCAAACUGUCUCGGAGGAAAAGAGCGAUUUCUUCUCAGCUACUUUCAACUCCGAGAAGGCGGCAAUUGAACAUCUUAUCAAUACGUGCCCAGGGACGGACCGGGACGCCGCUUGUAAAACUUUAGAGGAGGUGACGCACAAAAUACAGCAGCUUCAAAAAUUCCUCAACGAUAGCAUGAUGUUUCUCACGUCGUAUGAGCUGAGGCAAGCCCAAGCAUCAGUUCAAAAGCUCCAGAGUUCGCUCGCGGAGAAGAGGGAUGUCGCACUGCCUAAAAAGAAAUUUGCCUUCCGAUCUCGUCAGGCUGGAGCCGCUAAAAACACAGAGACCACACAGUCCACAGCCGCUACAGAAAAGUCCAAAUCUGAUAGUGUGGUCGGCAGCGUCCUAGAGGCUGCAAUUAGCGCUGACAUGUGCGGAUUUUCCAAUGCGGAUUCUAAAGUGUUGACUAAGAAGGCGGAUGAGAUCCAACAACGGGAUGUACUUCUCUCUCAUUUGACGAACUGCAAGGUGACACUCUACGGCUCCCCGAGCACUCUUCACAUCAAGAACGUCCGUAACUGUCAGAUCCUUUGCGGGCCGGUGUCGAGCUCCGUGUUCGUUGACCAGUGUUCAGGCUGCACCCUUUCUUUCCCCUGUCAGCAGUUACGAACUCACAACACCACUGACACGAAGAUUUACCUGCAUGUCACGAGCAGGGCGAUUAUCGAGGACUGUCAGAACGUAGCGUUUGCACCUUUUACCUGGACCUAUCCUGGGAUGGAUGAUGAUUUUAUAGUAUCUGGACUGGACAGGGAGAGGAACAACUGGUCCCAGGUGGAUGAUUUUAACUGGCUAGCUGCCAAUACACCCUCUCCCAACUGGUCUGUUAUUCCUGAGGCCGUGAGAACAGAUGCCUGGGAAAUUGCAGUGCCGUCUGAAUAACUGGAGGAUAAUGUUAAUUCCUCUGAGUGAAGUUAAUGACCCUGUAUCGGCCAAUGUAAGCCCCCUCAGUCUAACAGCCUUGUUGUCAUCAUAUGUAGUACCACUCUUCUUGUUGUCACAG
Molecule: messenger RNA, 1169 nt
Organism: Chanos chanos (milkfish)
Lineage: Eukaryota; Metazoa; Chordata; Actinopteri; Gonorynchiformes; Chanidae
Gene: tbcc
Product: tubulin folding cofactor C
Exons: 1
Coding region: 2-1048 (348 amino acids)
Biological process (GO): tubulin complex assembly; post-chaperonin tubulin folding pathway
Cellular component (GO): cytoplasm
Molecular function (GO): tubulin binding
Source: RefSeq, a predicted model, not a curated record